CCCGGGGAUUGAAGGGUCGUGUGAUGCCAACGGCAAACCAUCGAACACUCGACAUCAAGCAGCUUUGGAAGGGUUGCCAAUGGCGUGCCGCGAUCAGGCUCUACAGGCAUAACACUUCUAUCUUCUUACCGGACGCAUAGCACCAGCAGUACCCAACGCUCUAGCUAGCUAGAGAGCAGCUUCUCUCUUGACGGGCACUGAAUCGAAUCCUUACUAGCUGGUUAGAGCUCCGCGUGCAUUACAAAAAGAGGCGCAGCCGAAGAGUGUUCCUUGGGACUGGUCGGUGGCUUCCAGGCAUCGGGUAUUGAAUCCAGUGUGGAACCAAUUGCAAGCAACAAGAAUCGCCAGAUUGGAAUUAAGUCCUCUGUCUCUUGGUGAUACGACAACAAAACAAUCUUUCCGCUGGCUGAGCCGAGUCGGAAUCGGAAGGUCAUCCAACAAAUCCAGGCUAAGCAAGCAGGUCACGCAAAGCACCAAUCCGCAUUGAGCGCUGGUAUCCUGACAUCCAGGCAUUAUCUUGGUUGACAAUCAAUCUUUACAAAGCACCACAUACUACCAUUAUCUGUCGGUAUCUGCGGUUGUACCGUAGUAGUCAACCAAGAUGAGUGGUGCUGACAUCUUUCUACGCAGUGUCUACCAGGAUUGGCCUCCUGAGGCAUGCAAUAUGUACGAGCGCCUCGAAGUUCUGGGCCGUGGGUCUUUUGGUAUUGUAUGGAUGUCCCGGAGGACGACACAGCCAGAGGACAAGUGGGACGACGAGUAUGUGGCCAUAAAGAACAUUGAGGUGCCGGAUCCCAAGGGUGCUUUGUACGCGGAACGUGAGAUCCGGAUUUUGAAGGAACUGAAGCACCCCAACGUUAUUCGCUUUAUUCGAGAGUUUCCGGUGCACGAUCAAAAGUCUCGCAUUGUGGUUUUGCAACUGGCCCGUGGAGUAAAUCUGAAUCAGUUGGUCAUGACUCGGGGAGCUUUGGGUAUGCCACUGGCAAGACACUUGUGUCGUCAAAUGACAGCGGCAGUGUCCUAUCUGCAUGGACGGGCUGUCAUUCAUCGUGACAUCAAGCCAGGAAACUGCAUUUUGGAAAAUUGUCAUCUCGGUCCACACGAGGAAAACGAUUGGGUCGAUGAUGAAAGUAUCUGGAGUGAUGGAGAGGAAUGUGAAAAGGCUGUCAAGGCCAAUAAAUGGAAGCUCAUGCUGAUUGACUUUGGAUUCGCCCGUGCCCUAGAACCGACAGAAGUCUUUAAUCAGCCCCGGAACAUGAGGAACUCCAUCAUGGCAGAAUCCAAAUCCUUUCAUCCCCAACCUCAAAAGCAAAUGUCGGCAGCCGACAUUGCUGCCGCCGUGGCUCUAGAACAUGACUUGUCGGAUUCCGAAGAGGACAGCGAAAAAGAGGACGACAGUGUCGAUGCAGAAGCCAUCGAAGCAGCGGCGGCUGCCAUUGGUGGGGUGGGUGUCCCACUCAUGACACUCGACGAGGACGAGGAAGAUCCUACCGAGGUACCCGAAGAAGAAGAAAAGAAUGGCAGCGGCCGCCCUCCACCACGCAAAUCCAUCAAAGAAAUAGAAAACAACUUUGAGGAUCUGAGGAAGCCCCGUCCCUCCGUCACGGGACAUAUCUCACCCCUCAGACCAGAAGAAGUCAAAGAGGUCGAGAAGAAGUUCCCCCAGUCUUCGCCUCCACCAACCACGAAACCGGGAGGUCGACGAUCCAGCACAGCCCGGACGAAGAUGCGAUCAAUGAGUGCCUUGGGAACCAAAGCAUACGCUGCGCCGGAAAUCAAAAAGAAGUUGCGAAAAAAGACUGCCGAAGAUCAUGGAAAGUCCAAUGCUGCUCUGACAGAAUGUGUGGCUGACUACGGAAUGAUUGUCGAUGCCUACUCGGUGGGCUGGACUAUGCGCGUCAUUCUGACUGGAGUCCCUCCGAACUGCACCAUCUCGCAGUACGUGCGGAAGAUCCAAGAGGAGGAAGACAAGGAGGCCGAUAAGAAUCAAGGUGGUUUGUUCUGCUGCUGUAGUCCACCACCAAUAGAAAAGAAAAAGAUUCGCGUCCGAGAUGCCCAUGACAUUCCCAAGGACGCUACCGUACUGAUUACACAGCUGACAAAGCCAGAUCCUGAAGAACGUAUUACUGUUCGAGAGGCACAAACUCACCCCUGGAUUGCUGGCGGGCAACACGGUGAACCGAAAUGGGAGUUUCCCGUGGGGGAUAUACCUAGUCAACAUGGAGAUCCAGUCAAACCGUUAGCGUGUGCCGAGGAACUCAGCGCUCUUGUGGAAGGAUACCACGAUGAUCGUUGAUCCGGCUGCCGAACGGUAGUGCUGCUCGUCCUAUUUGUGCAAUAGUUUUAAAAGCUCAUUUUUUUGUGCCCAAGGAGUGCUCAUAUUAUAUCUGUACAGAUAGCUAGCUUGCUACCUUGUUCUAGCUUCCAGAUACGUGAUACCUAGAGCCAAACCUUAGCUAAAAAGUAAGUGAAGUCCACAACCCACCUUUUACCUUUUUUGGCUUUUGUAUGAGAUGCAAUCAAGCAAUUCCCCCAGUUCCAGGAGUAUAGCGGUAGCUUUGUUUAGUCAUGAAUCUUACUGGAGUCAUGAACAUAGUCUACACAAGUACCGUACCCGAUACAGUGGUCCCUAAUGUGACUGACCUGAAAAGCGCACCUUUUUCAAUCUCAGGAAAUUCUA
Seminavis robusta is the source of this 2680-nucleotide messenger RNA. Lineage: Eukaryota; Bacillariophyta; Bacillariophyceae; Naviculales; Naviculaceae. The record is from the annotation of a GenBank genome assembly.